AUGAGCAGCAGCGACGUCUACAAUCGCGCCCUGUGGCUUCUGAUAGCCAUCAUGGGGUCUCUGAUUCUUACUCUCUACGUGGUCUAUAAGCCGCCGGCAUUUUUGGUCCGGUAUUUCCAACGACGGUGGCCCGACGUGCUUUGGGAGGUGCCCACAAGGAAGAAGGUGGUUGCUCUCACCAUCGACGACGCCCCGUCGGAAUACACGUCCGACAUCUUGGCUAUUUUGCGAGCCCACCAAGUGACGGCAACGUUUUUUGUCAUUGGGUCUCAGAUAGUAGGCCGCGAGGAGGUGCUGAGAAGAGCUGUGCGAGAGGCCAACGAACUGGGGAACCACGCUAUGGAGGAUGAACCGUCACGGUCGCUGAGCAACCCUGUCCUUCAGGAACAGGUCUUGGACGUGCAGCAGCGUAUCCGUGAGAUAUACCGGGAUGUGGACUUGAACCCGCCUCUGAACCUGUUUCGACCCGGAUCCGGAUUCUUCAGUACUCGAAUGCGCCAAUUACUUGCGGGGCUAGACUACCGUCUGGUCCUCGGCGGUAUAUAUCCGCAUGAUGCGCAGAUCCCCUACUGGAAAGUCAAUGCAUAUCAUGUGCUGAGCAUGCUGCGACCCGGGGCCAUUAUCAUCUGCCAUGAUCGACGGAGCUGGACUGCGCCGAUGCUGAGGCAUGUAAUCCCAGAAAUCCAACGGCAAGGAUAUCGAAUAGUCACUGUAAGUGAGCUACUACUGCAACAGGACUAA
This is a messenger RNA of Penicilliopsis zonata CBS 506.65, 741 nucleotides long. RefSeq lists its product as hypothetical. Gene Ontology annotation, biological process: carbohydrate metabolic process. Gene Ontology annotation, molecular function: hydrolase activity, acting on carbon-nitrogen (but not peptide) bonds. Gene Ontology annotation, cellular component: membrane. The record is from RefSeq and is a predicted model, not a curated record. Bases 1 to 741 code for a protein of 246 amino acids. NCBI's taxonomy places the organism in Eukaryota, Fungi, Ascomycota, Eurotiomycetes, Eurotiales, Aspergillaceae. The transcript has a single exon.